Lithohypha guttulata is the source of this 1704-nucleotide messenger RNA. It is a transcript of the gene VTS1, whose product is annotated as Flap-structured DNA-binding and RNA-binding protein. Bases 1 to 1704 code for a protein of 567 amino acids. Gene Ontology annotation, biological process: nuclear-transcribed mRNA poly(A) tail shortening; regulation of mRNA stability. Lineage: Eukaryota; Fungi; Ascomycota; Eurotiomycetes; Chaetothyriales; Trichomeriaceae. The record is from RefSeq and is a predicted model, not a curated record. Gene Ontology annotation, molecular function: mRNA binding; protein binding. The transcript has 3 exons. Gene Ontology annotation, cellular component: P-body.
AUGUCCUCCUUCACCUCUCCGUUAUCUGCACGAAGUAUACGUCCUGCUUCGGAAGUCCUCUACAAUCAGCAGUCUCAGCAGAAUGCGCAGGACGAUUCCGGCAAGCUUGGAGAGCAAUGGAUCCAAGACAUCGAACAAUACGAGGUUAUGCUGGAAGAGAUGGCUGCAGCUACACUGGAUACGGAAUUCAAGGACGAGCUGAGUGCGAUCGAGCAGUGGUUCCACGUUCUUAGCGAAUCUGAACGGACUGCUGCUACUUAUGCUCUCAUCCAGCAGACCACUCAGAUGCAACAGAGAUUCUUUGCGCAAGUGCUGAAUCAGAUGGCCAAGAGCCAUCCUAUCUCUGGUGUGCUAUCUCCCGCAAAUUUUGGCGAAAAAGAUCCUAUGUCCAGCCGCAUGAGCGAUGCAAUGGCUAAGUUGAGCCUGGAAAAUCGCAACUCGAUGUCAAGAGUGCCUGCCUCACCUGCCGGAGCCAAGCGUGGUUCCGUAGUCGACCCAUCCGCGAUCGAUCGUAUGUUCCCUGAUGCUGCAGCUGCGAUUGCCCAACAAAAGGCCGAGUACGCUCAAGCCACUGGCAAUUCCCUGCCAAACCGCAAUAGUCAGGCUAUAGGUGACCGCCUCUCUGUACCGAGUCCCGGCCUGUCCGCUGCACGAGACAACAAGUCAGACAACAUGAGUCAGAACUGGCGACAAUCCGAGCCUCAACAAGCGCGCCCAAAAUCUUCAGACAGAUCCGUCCCACAACCCAUGGGUCAAUUUAGCCAACCACUUGCGUCUGCUGGUCUUAAAUCUCCUCGUCCUUUCGGCUCGGUGGGAGGCAAUAUUCAAAAUACAACCAUCAGCACACCUGCACAUCAUGACAUUCCAAUCCUUUCACCAUAUAAUAUUGGAAAUCAAAGCUGGGCUUCGAUGUCUAAUACACCUAUGGUGCCCAACUUCAACACGCAGCAGGCUGCUGCUCAGAGUGACAUGAUUGCAAACGCGACAGCCAUGAAACUUGCUGCUCUCUCGACGGUCAAUAACAGAAUUGCCCUGGACGAUGUGAAGAAAUAUAGACGAGCGAGGUCAAACGAACCGAGACCUAUUGCUGGCCAAGUACCUGCCUCACCGGGCCUGCAAUCGACUGGCAUUCCAGGAAUCAACACCAUCAUGGUUAAUGACCACGGCCAAGUAUUAAACGCUCAGCAAAUCGCCGCGAUCCAAGCACAACAAAUUGCAGCUUCACAAGGUCGUCGGUCAAGGCCAAAUUCGCCAGGUCUCUCCCUUCAAGGUGGGACGGCACAAGCGCAGUUUUCUUCACCUCAGCACAAUGGCUAUCUAGCUGCAUUUGAUGGUAACCCAAUGAUGAUGAAUGCUGGCAUGGGGAGCCUCAUUCCAGGAAUAGGUGCUUUCUCAGGCACCGAGGGAUAUCUAUCAGAUCAUGGUGAUCUUCAACGAGGCCGGUCGCCUAGAGGACGACGUGGUAGUUCGAAGCCACCAGAGGAUCUUGCUGAUCCGAAGCUGCUCGAGGACAUUCCAGGAUGGCUACGAUCUCUCAGGUUACACAAGUAUACAGACAAUCUUAAGGACAUGAAUUGGGAAGACUUGGUACUACUGGACGAUAAAGGUCUCGAGGCGCGUGGUGUCAACGCGCUAGGCGCUAGAAACAAGAUGCUCAAGGUAUUCGAGCAAGUAAGAGCAGCACAGUCUGAUGGAAAGCUAUAG